GGGACGGCUAUAUAAACUACUGCAAAGUGUACACCAAUGCCUUUCCCAACGGGUUCGUGACUAAUAAACUGCAAAAUAUUAGAUGUCCGACCCUGGUGUUUCACGGCGAUAUGGACCCAUUGUGUAGUUUGGAUCACUCCCUACAUGUCGAGAAAAAUAUCCCAUACUGUCAGUUGCAUCGAUUCAAAAAGGGUGGUCAUAACAGUCACCAUAAGUACCCGUCUGAGUUUCUCAGAAUAACCGAGAAUUUCCUUAAGGAAUGCAAUGAAUUUCAUUGAGAGUUAAAAAUAAUUUAUACAAAAACUUGUUUUCCAAUUUAUGACGCUAUUGUAAUGACUUAACUGAAUAUUAAUUGUUUUAUUUAAAUCUUAUAGCAAACGAAAGUGUUGUUUUGAAUAUUUUAUUUACUUAAUUAAAAUUCAUAUUAUAUAUAUAUUUUUAUGGGAAC
This is a messenger RNA of Oppiella nova, 448 nucleotides long. The record is from the annotation of a GenBank genome assembly. Lineage: Eukaryota; Metazoa; Arthropoda; Arachnida; Sarcoptiformes; Oppiidae.